AUGUAUGACUUGGUGGUCCACCUUGAAAAAGGCAUGGACUUGUCGACCAUGGAACAGGGGAUUGCGUUGGUUGGAGCGGCUUUGGUUAACAAAAAUCUAAACAAGUGGGGUGUACGAAAUAUACUUAGAUCCUCUUGGAAAGAUCUUGGAGAGGUGGAUAUCAAGUGGGUCAAGGACAAUCUGUACAUCAUUACCGUCCAAGAUGAAAGCACAGCGGGAAAGAUUCUUAGUCAGGUACCCUGGGCUGUAAUGAAACAGAACUUCUCAAUCAAAAGAUGGCCAAAGGAGAUGGCGCUGGAGGAAAUUGAGGUGGCGAGGGUUCCUUUUUGGGUUCAGAUCAUAGGGGUCCCCCCUUGUCUCAUAUCAGUGGCAAACGUCCAGCGUCUUGCGAAGGAAAUCGGUGAAUUUGUGGAGGUAGAGAAUCUGGCCAAGGCUCGGGGUUUCUUAAGAGUGAGAAUCAUUGUCAACACACAAGAGUCCCUGAUUACAGGCUGCUGGUUGCCAAGGGAUGAGGAUAAGGAUAUCUGGGUAGAGUUUCGUUAUGAACGGCUGCAGGAUUUCUGCUAUAGGUGCGGUCGAAUUGGACAUAAUAUGAAUGAAUGUUCCUAUGAACAGUCUAAAGCUACAUAA
Messenger RNA from Malus domestica (apple), 630 nucleotides. NCBI's taxonomy places the organism in Eukaryota, Viridiplantae, Streptophyta, Magnoliopsida, Rosales, Rosaceae. The record is from RefSeq and is a predicted model, not a curated record.